Messenger RNA from Osmerus eperlanus (European smelt), 527 nucleotides. It is a transcript of the gene uqcr10, whose product is annotated as cytochrome b-c1 complex subunit 9. The record is from RefSeq and is a predicted model, not a curated record. Gene Ontology annotation, biological process: mitochondrial electron transport, ubiquinol to cytochrome c. Bases 47 to 235 code for a protein of 62 amino acids. NCBI's taxonomy places the organism in Eukaryota, Metazoa, Chordata, Actinopteri, Osmeriformes, Osmeridae. The transcript is spliced from 2 exons.
UCAUAUCCGGAAACUGCAUUUCUCCGCCACCCACCCAGCAUCCACCAUGUCGCUAGUGAAAGGUGUCUACCACUUGCUCUUCAAAAAAACAUCUACCUUUACCGUUACCAUUAUGGUCGCAGCGGUACUAUUUGAGCGAGUGUUCGACCAAGGAGGAGACGCUAUAUUCGAGCAACUGAAUCGGGGGAAACUCUGGAGCCACAUCAAGCACAACUACGAGAAGGAAGACGAAUAGAAUGCAGCCAAUUGAUGCGGCGGGAAGGAGGCUAACGCUACCGUUUCAACAUCCCAUUCCUCCCGAGUCCAUCUUCCAGAAUCGUCACUUCGACAUUGUUUUGAAUGUCAGGCUGAAGUGUUGUCUUGUCUAUCAGAAAUCCUGUUGGGGUUAAAAGACUGAUCAGAUCAUCAUGGAAGAGUUUCCUGUUAACUUGUCCUCUCCCCUGCCAUUGCUCUCCUGACUCCUCGUCCUCUUAACCUGUAAAUGUACUUUUAAAUUACCUCUGUCAAUAAAUUCCAGAUAAACCUUU